AUGAGUUUACAGACGGUUUCGUCACUUUUUGGUCUGAAGUUGGAGAUCAAUGGCUCAAUCAAACUGACCUUUUAUAAUAACACCAUAAAACGGAAAUUAAAGUGGAUAUGUUAUCCGCUGCGCAGGAACAGAUUCUAAAUAACGCCAAUGAAGUCAGAGGCGACGCUGCAUCGAAUAUUAAGAUAUAAAGUACAUGAGACUCCACUAAGGAGGACUGUACUUUGACAGAAGAAGAAGAGUGUUGCCUUAUCAGAAUCAAGUGUGAUGAUGCCUGGACGAGUCAGCCAUCUCUCCUUGUCUGUUUUGUGUUUUUUUGUUGUAACUGCAGUACUGCCGACAGCUAAUGUCAAUGCAGAGUCCAACAUGAGACAGUGGGAAACUGUUGGGCCUAGACAGAAUAAGACUGACAAGUUAGUGUGUUACUACCCUCUGCCUGACUCUCCCCCAAACACCACUAUCCCCCAUGAUCUGGACCCCAUGCUGUGUACACAUGUCAUCUUCAUCCCAACGUCUAUCAGUGCGACAUGUGAGGUGUCUGCUGCACGCUCUUUUCACCUUGACCUCUUUGCCAAGGUCGUCCCUGCGAUAAGGAAACAGAACCCAGCCCUGACGGUGAUGCUGUCUAAUGGGGGAGAGUUUGAUCCAGUGCUUGCGUCCCCGUACAACAUGUCAAGGUUCAUCAACAGUACCGUACCCUUUCUGAGGAAGUAUGACUUUGAUGGAUUUGACUUGGACUGGGAGUUCCCCGGCUGGAAUGGUCGCCCUGAUGGACAGCGCCACAAUUUCUCUGUGCUCACUAUGGGACUGCGUGAACUGUUUGAGGAGGAGGCCAGACGGACAUCAAAGCCCCGCCUACUUUUGACAGCAGCUGUGUCCACAGCCAAUGUUAUGUUGGGUAUAUACGAAUUCCACAUCCUGGCAAAGACCCUGGACUAUGUUAACCUGAUGGGUUAUGACUUCAACUCCUUCAACUUGUUGAAGCCAUUUGUGUACUUCAACUGUCCUCUGAAACCAGAAAGUUAUGACAAGGAGUUAUUCGUGACCAAUAACCUGGAGUGGGCAUCACAAGAGUGGGUUCGUAGGGGAAUCCCGAUAGAGAAGAUGUGGAUUGGAAUGCCAACCUACGUUCAUACCUAUACUCUGUUGUCUGAGUACUUCACUGCUCCAGGCUCACCAGCCCGUGGGAAAGGCCAGUGUGACUUCUGUGGCUAUACAUACGCCUGUCAAAUGCUGAAGGAGAAUGGGACGCGUGUGUUUGACAAGGGUGCCAGGGUCCCUUACGUCUACCGAGGUGACCAGUGGGUUAGCUAUGACGACGUGGAAAGUCUCACUGAAAAGGCGCAGUGGGUGAAGGAUCACGGGUUUGGAGGUGUGAUGGUGUGGAACAUGAUUAAUGAUGAUACAGAAGGUAUCUGUGACGGGAAGACUAAAUGGCCACUUAUCAACGCCAUCAAGAAAACACUGUUUGGGGUGUAGGAUAAGUUGGAACCAAGGAGUAUACGGGAUUAAGGAUUACUUCAAGUCUAGGAUUAGUUGGGACCAAGGAUUAUACAGGAUAAAGGAUUGCUUCAAGUCUAGGGUUAGUCGGGAUUUAGGAUAAGAUAAAGUCUAGGAUUAGAUGGGGCCUAGGAUUAUAUGGGAUUUAGGAUAAGAUAAAGUCUAGGAUUAUAUGGGAUUUAGGAUAAGAUAAAGUCUAGGAUUAGAUAGGGCCUAAGAUUAUAUGGGAUUUAGGAUUUGAUCAAGGCUAGGAUAAGUUUGUACCAAAGAUUAUACAGGAUUUAGGAUUAGAUCAAGGCUAGGAUAAGUUGGGACCAAAGAUUAUACAGGAUUUAGGAUUAGAUCAAGGCUAGGAUAAGUUGGGACCAAGGAUUAUACAGGAUUUAGGAUUAGAUGAGGCCUAGGAUUAUAUGGGAUUUAGGAUUAGACUGAGUCUAGGAUUAUAUUAUUUGGGCCUGAAAUAAACUGAAAUUUAGUAUUAGUUGGGACCCGAGUUGGUUUGUGUGUUCUACUCACAAUUUCAAACUUAUUAAGUUGUUUAUAUAAAUAUAGUUAUAAUUAUAUGGAGCAGUAUUAUUUUGGCAAAAUCACGAAAAAAACUUUUAACCAGAAACAUAAAUAGGUUUUUGUUUUAAGGUGAAAUUCUGAUGGAAAGGGUUAAAAUAAGAUCAACAUGUUUGACAUCUCUUUAAAUCCUUAACAUUGUGGGUAUGUGAUACCUUAUUUUUACUAGAAGACAGGUAGGUAUCAUGUCUGGUUAACAUAGAUCAGUAGAAUAACAAAUACCUAACCAGAUACUGGUUGUUGUAUCUUGUCAAUUUAAAUCUUGCCAAUAUUACGAGGAGAUAUUUAACAUACAAUUGCAGGACAACAGCUAAUUCACCUGCAUCUUUGUUGUCAUUUCAAAUCUUGCCAAUAUUGUUAGGAGAUAUUAACUUUAGGUUUAAGUAUUAACUAACCUAUUAAAGUUAGGUUCAUGUUUUUGUCAAAAACAUAUUUCAUAUUAGGUUUGUGUUUAUGACUCUUUCUAUCUACACAGUCAACAGGCAGUGUACCAGAGGGUAUUUGCAAUAAUCUGACAUUAAGUCACAAUUUCACAUUUUGAGGACAAACUAUUACCAUUAUCAGGCCAUUAUGUGCCUUAUUUAGGUACAGUACUCUCUAGGACUUGGUGAAUAGUGACUAGUGAUUAGGUACAAAUUCUCGUUUGUUUGGUUGGGAAUACUGAUGAUAAUUAUUUUGGUGUCUCCUCGGUUCCUCUUGUUCUGAUUUUGUAUUAGCUAAUAUGAUGGUGUUUUUUUCUUGGUGUGUAAAUGUUAUGGUAAACUUUUGAAACCAAAGUUUCCAGCCAAUGGAGAGCCAACAACAGUCUAGAGUUAAGGAGGUUUGACUAGUUUGAGUAUGACUAUAUCGUAAGCGUGCAGAGUGAUUGAAGUAGAAAAUAUAAAUAUUUAGGCUAGGGAUCCACUCCCACUAUGAUUUAGUAAUUGGUCAGCGCUUUUUGCUGUUAUAGAUGAGAUCUAAUCAGUAUAAUUAACUUUAUGAUACAAUGUUUGGCCCUGUGAUACAUUGCAGAAGGUUUGAUUAUUGUGAUGGUAUAAAGAUUUAGAAAUACUAAAAAUGCUGAAGACUUUUGUUGGCUCUAACUCACGUAUUAUCAGAAAUAUCAGUUCCAGAAUGAUGUUAAAAUGUCUAUUUUUGUUUUGAUCUUAUAUCACUCAUUACCACAUUCCUAAUGCAUGUUUUUGAAGUUGUAUUUUUACCUUUUAAAGUUUAUUGUAUUGGUGCCAUAAUAUUUAUUUAGAAAAUUAUUUUAUUUUCUCGCCUUUUUGCACAAUGAAAAAUAUAUAUCGUAUGUUUUAGAGCACUGUAAUUCCUAAAACGAGUGGGAUUAAUAUGUUCCUGAAGUUUUUUUUCUGAUAGCUGUUAAGAUGACUUAAAGCAGCAUAUUACCACAAAUCCAACUCUCCUACUAUCCAGUAUUGUAAAUCAAGCCACCACAACUCCAAUUGGUCUACUACCAAGCCACUCUAGCCACUCCGUUAUAAAGAACAGGUUGAUUUGUUAAGCCCACUAUCAUCAGGUUGUUUGAAUCAGAGAAAAGUGGCCUUUAGGCUAUCUUUGAUUUUGUACAGAUGCAGGUAUUCCAUAAGGUUGUAACUGCCAUUUUUUAGAAAAAAUUUGUUUGUAUAAAUAAGUCCUAGUAAUCCAGCCCUAUGACAAACCUGCCAAUCUUACUAAGGAUGAAGGGUAUAGGAUUUACAGUAGGGAAUGAGGAUGACUGCAUUAUCUACUAUGAACAAAGAAGGCUGGAUUAUAUUUUGGGAAUGAAAGUUUCUGAAUUAUCUUCUGAGAACAAAGAUGGCUCUAUUAUCUUCUGAGAACAAAGAUGGCUCUAUUAUCUUCUAAGAAUAUAGUGGCUGUUUUAUCAACUGAGAACAAAAGUGGCUGGUUUUCCUCCCAUCAUU
Messenger RNA from Mizuhopecten yessoensis (Yesso scallop), 3965 nucleotides. Its product is annotated as acidic mammalian chitinase-like. Bases 265 to 1476 code for a protein of 403 amino acids. The transcript is spliced from 7 exons. Gene Ontology annotation, cellular component: extracellular region. Gene Ontology annotation, molecular function: chitinase activity; chitin binding. The record is from RefSeq and is a predicted model, not a curated record. Gene Ontology annotation, biological process: chitin catabolic process; carbohydrate metabolic process. NCBI's taxonomy places the organism in Eukaryota, Metazoa, Mollusca, Bivalvia, Pectinida, Pectinidae.